CCCCCCUCAACCAGACAACCCUUCCCCUUCACGGUGCAUUGGCUUUGUUUUGACGGACGUCUUUUUGACAACGUUGCAAACCAUGUCGCGCAGGAGGGAGAAUGAGGAAACGGACAAGCAGACGCGUAUUGCGAUUGUCAGCGAUGACAAAUGCAAACCGAAACGUUGUCGCCAGGAGUGCAAGAAAUCCUGUCCGGUGGUGCGCAUGGGCAAGCUAUGCAUUGAGGUGACGCCCACAUCGAAGAUAGCCUCUCUAUCCGAGGAGCUUUGCAUCGGUUGCGGUAUCUGUGUCAAGAAAUGUCCAUUUGAGGCCAUCACAAUUAUCAACUUGCCCAGCAACUUGGAGAAGCACACAACGCAUCGUUAUAGCAAAAACUCGUUCAAGCUCCAUCGCCUGCCCAUUCCACGACCGGGUGAGGUUCUGGGUUUGGUUGGCCAAAACGGUAUUGGCAAGUCGACGGCGCUGAAGAUUCUAGCUGGCAAGCAAAAACCCAAUUUGGGCAAAUAUGCCAAUCCGCCCGACUGGACGGAAAUUCUGACUUAUUUCCGCGGCUCGGAGCUGCAGAACUACUUUACCAAGAUAUUGGAGGAUAACCUAAAGGCGCUGGUCAAGCCGCAGUAUGUGGAUCAGAUUCCUAAAGCGGUGCGUGGCACUGUCGGCGAUUUGCUGGACAAGAAGGAUGAGCGGGAUCUGCAGACGAAAAUCUGUGAUAUGCUGGACCUGUCCCACAUACGCGAUCGUGAGAUUUCCCAGCUGUCUGGUGGUGAACUGCAGCGCUUCGCUAUUGCCAUGGUGUGCAUACAGAAUGCUGACAUCUUCAUGUUCGACGAGCCAUCCUCGUAUUUGGAUGUUAAGCAGCGUCUGAACGCUGCUCUUACCGUUCGCUCUCUGCUGCAUCCGACCAAAUUCAUCAUUGUUGUGGAGCAUGAUUUGUCUGUGCUGGAUUAUCUGUCAGAUUUCAUCUGCUGUCUGUAUGGCGUGCCCGGUUGUUAUGGUGUUGUUACUAUGCCCUUCUCGGUGCGUGAAGGCAUCAACAUUUUCCUGGACGGUUUUGUGCCCACGGAGAAUAUGCGUUUCCGCACAGAAUCGCUCACGUUUAAGGUAUCCGAAUCGGCUACGGAGGAGGAGAUCAAGCGAAUGAAUCACUACGUCUAUCCAUCCAUGGUCAAAACUCUCGGCAACUUUGAGUUGACUGUGCAGCAGGGUCACUUCAGUGACUCCGAGAUCCUGGUGUUACUCGGCGAGAAUGGUACGGGCAAGACGACGUUCAUUCGAAUGCUGGCUGGUAAUCUGCAGCCGGAUGGUGAAGUCGAACUACCCAUGUUGAAUAUAUCGUACAAGCCGCAAAAGAUAUCACCGAAAUUCCAAAAUCAUGUGCGACACUUGCUGCACGACAAGAUUCGGGAUGCAUACGUGCAUCCGCAGUUCAUGGCAGACGUCAUGAAGCCCAUGAAAAUCGAGGAGAUCAUGGAUCAGGAAGUGCAAAAUCUUUCCGGUGGUGAAUUGCAGCGCGUGGCACUGGUGCUCUGCCUGGGCAAGCCCGCCGAUGUCUACCUAAUUGAUGAACCCUCUGCCUACUUGGAUUCGGAGCAGCGUCUGGUCGCUGCCAAGGUGAUUAAACGUUACAUUUUGCAUGCGAAGAAGACUGGCUUUGUGGUGGAGCACGAUUUCAUUAUGGCCACGUAUCUCGCUGAUCGUGUCAUUGUCAUUGAGGGUCAACCCUCGGUGAAGACAACCGCAUACUCGCCUCAAUCGCUGCUCAAUGGCAUGAAUCGAUUCCUUGAACUGCUCGGCAUUACCUUCCGACGAGAUCCGAACAAUUUUAGACCCCGCAUCAAUAAGAACAACUCGGUCAAGGAUACGGAACAGAAGCGCUCUGGUCAAUUCUUCUUCUUGGAGGAUGAGUUUUCAGGUUAAGACAGUUCAAAAAUUAGAACACCAUACAACAAACAUAAAAUAUGCAAUUUUGCGUAUUUGAAAUUUGA
This is a messenger RNA of Drosophila grimshawi, 1986 nucleotides long. It is a transcript of the gene pix, whose product is annotated as protein Pixie. Lineage: Eukaryota; Metazoa; Arthropoda; Insecta; Diptera; Drosophilidae. Gene Ontology annotation, biological process: translational initiation; translational termination; ribosomal subunit export from nucleus. The transcript is spliced from 5 exons. The record is from RefSeq and is a predicted model, not a curated record. Bases 83 to 1918 code for a protein of 611 amino acids. Gene Ontology annotation, molecular function: ATP binding; ATP hydrolysis activity; iron ion binding.